Jatropha curcas is the source of this 1673-nucleotide messenger RNA. Its product is annotated as SNARE associated Golgi protein family. Gene Ontology annotation, cellular component: endoplasmic reticulum. Gene Ontology annotation, biological process: autophagosome assembly. NCBI's taxonomy places the organism in Eukaryota, Viridiplantae, Streptophyta, Magnoliopsida, Malpighiales, Euphorbiaceae. The record is from RefSeq and is a predicted model, not a curated record.
ACCCCACGUUAUUAGCAUCUAAAAGCUCCUUCUCCAAAAUCGUUACUUAACCAGAAAACAUAUAAAUUUAAUUUUUUCUUUUUGAUUUAUGUGCCAAAAGAAAAGUCUUCUUUUGCCAGUUCUAAUGUCUCCCUCCUCAUCAAAGCUGGUCUCCUGUCUUCUCCUCUUCUUGCUCUAGGGUUUAUAAUUUCAAAAAAUAAGAAAAACCCAAAUUUUAUUACAGAUUUAAUUUCUUUAUCAAGUCUUUGUUUGUAAUUUGUGUUUUUUGAAAGCAAACUGAAACAAAAAAUGGGUCCAAUUGCAAAGAAUGAUUGCUGCCAUUAUUGAUGAGCUAUGCAAAAACAGAGAAUUUGAUUUAGUUGUUAGAGUUUGAUGGCAUCGGCGAGGAAUCUGAUCGGAGAAACGGGAGGCAACCGGCCAACGACAAUGAGAGACGAAGAAAAGGCGAAAGAGGAUGAUUCGCCUUCCGCUAAGAAGCCCAAGUUGGAGAAGUUUCCUUUUACAAGAUGGGAAUUCGCUGCCGCUUUUGGUGUCUUUUUUGUCUUCUCCACCGGUUUAUUCUGCAGCUACUUGACAAUGCCCACUUCUGUUUACUCCAAUCUUAAGUUGCCUCGCACCGUUUCAGAUCUUCGCUUGCUCAAAGACAAUCUUGCAACCUAUGCAAAAGAUUACCCUGCACAGUUCAUCCUGGGUUACUGCUCUACUUAUAUCUUCAUGCAGACUUUUAUGAUUCCUGGAACAAUUUUCAUGUCAUUGCUUGCUGGAGCUCUUUUUGGAGUUAUUAGAGGGCUUCUCUUAGUUGUCUUCAAUGCCACAGCUGGAGCCUCUUCUUGCUUUUUCUUGUCCAAGCUGAUUGGCAGGCCUAUAGUUAAUUGGUUGUGGCCUGAUAAAUUGAGGGUUUUUCAAUCUGAGAUAGCAAAGCGCAGGGAAAAGUUGCUGAAUUACAUGCUCUUUCUGAGAGUAACUCCAACAUUGCCCAACCUUUUCAUCAAUUUGGCAUCUCCAAUUGUUGACAUACCAUUUCAUGUUUUCUUUUUGGCUACUUUUCUUGGACUUAUUCCAGCCUCCUACAUUACUGUCAGGGCUGGUCUUGCUCUUGGGGAUCUAAAGUCAGUCAAGGAUCUUUAUGAUUUUAAAACUCUGUCUGUGCUCUUCCUCAUUGGCUCCAUCAUUAUAUUCCCCACUCUCCUAAAAAGAAAACGAAUAUACGAGUAAAGUUCCUGUUGGUGAGACCUCUCUUAUCCGGCAGCGUAAGGAAAGAUCUCUCGACCUUUAAGUUAAUUAAAGGAUCUGAGGAAGAAUAGAACCAAAGCAGUAUUCUGCCAACGGUCUGUUGUGAUACCCACGGGUUGAUUACUUCUCCCAUGUGACCCACAAAUGAAAAUAGAUAUAAAAAGUCUUUUUUUCUCUCUUUCUUUUUUGCUAGUAUAACAUAUUUAUUCAAUGAUCUCCCAAUAUGGAUUAUUUAGAUAGUUGGGAGCCAGAACCAGAAAUCCUCUAGGAAGAUUUCUUAAUACUCUUUUUUGACAGCAUUGCUAGAUGGUGUUGCUGUCAAUAUCUUGUAACAACUAUAGUGUUGUAUUAUUCAAAUAACAGCAUUAAUACCUUCUGUUUCCUUUUGGAUUCAGCUAAUUUGUUUAUCUGAAUGACUACUGUUGCUGUGAAUUGUCUUA